Molecule: messenger RNA, 1401 nt
Organism: Trypanosoma theileri
Lineage: Eukaryota; Euglenozoa; Kinetoplastea; Trypanosomatida; Trypanosomatidae
Product: excreted/secreted protein 66
Exons: 1
Coding region: 1-1401 (466 amino acids)
Cellular component (GO): nucleus
Source: RefSeq, a predicted model, not a curated record
AUGGUUCUAGCAUAUAUCUUUGAUGGGGAAUCUCUUUACCAAGUGUACCGUGAAGGUGAAAGUUUAAAAUGUCACUCAGUUGUAUCGCCAAUUGGACGCGACGCUCUUGUGGCCUGUUUUGGAGAAAAAGAAUUUUAUUUUGUGGAGAAGGAGUCACCUGAUGUGCUUCGUCGCUAUAGGAGUUCUGUUGGUUGUAUGGAAUAUGCACUACCUGGUCCUGUACACAAACUCUUAGUUCACCAUGAAAAGGUAUACUGCUGCGGUGAAAAAUGCCUUUAUGGCUUUGAUCCUCUUAGUGGUGAUGUAGAAAUAUUUGAAUUUCACCAAAAUGUUUUAGAUAUUGUGGCAGCAGGUCAUGGAUUUGUUUUUGUUAAUGAUGUACAAGAAUUGUUCGCUUUUCAUUUUAAUCAAGGCAUUACAAAGGUUUCAAUAGAAAGAGGUGUAGUUGAUCUACUGGGUCGUUACAAUCAUUUUGUUAUUGCACUUAUUAAUUCUAAUUCGAUUCGUUCUAUAGAUGAAAAUGGUGAAGUUCGAGAAAAUUUGUUUCCUUUAACAAUAACCAAUCGUUUCAUUUCUGUAGAAGAGGGUUCUAUACUAACUAGUCAAAAAGGAGGUCAAUUAUGUCUUUACUCGCAAGAUAACUCUUUGGUAGCAAGUGGAUUUUUUAAAGAGGGGAUUCAGUUGCUUUCUGUUCCUCUUUCUCAGCCUGAGGAUUGCUGUUCUAUUUGUCUUGAUGAUUUUGAAAAUGACGCAGGUGUAACGCUUGAUUGUGGACAUCGAUUUCAUAAAGAUUGUGUUGCUGAAUUCUCUUCUAGGGCAAACUCUUUUGAACAGAAGGGAGAACAUGUUGUGUUUACAUAUGCUGUUUGCCCAAGAGGUUGUGGUUUUCACAUUCGUCACACUGCUGCUCCACUUUCAGCCUACAUGGGAACUCUAUGGCGGGCAAUACAUUAUGACUCUAAAUAUAAACUUCGGGAAAUGCCAAGCAAAACAGUCGAAGAUCUAUUGUAUUACAUUUGCCAUCGAUGUAAAAAACCAUUUUUUGGUGGUGAAAAGUGGUGUUUUCGCUCAAUGUCUGGUGAACCUCCCAAGAAACCAACCGAACUUUUAUGUUCAGAUUGUAAUGAUGAUUUUAUCUGUCCACAACAUAAGCAUAACUUUGUACUGUAUAAAUGUCGUUACUGUUGCAAUCCAGCAACUCAUAUGUCUUUUGGUAACCGUUAUUUGUGUGAUCGAUGUAAUAGCCGAUGGGAGAAUACAGAACCAGAAAUAAUUCCAUGUCCUGGACCGGAUAAAUGUCCACUUUUGGGCUCACAUGAAUGUGAUGGGUCAUAUCCUCUAGGGUGUAUGCUUUGUAUGUCAUUAGGUGCACUAGGGUCUUGUCUUUUUUCUACUGUCUAA